Messenger RNA from Ostrea edulis (European flat oyster), 1741 nucleotides. RefSeq lists its product as uncharacterized. The coding region runs from base 1 to 753 and encodes 250 amino acids. The record is from RefSeq and is a predicted model, not a curated record. The transcript is spliced from 4 exons. Lineage: Eukaryota; Metazoa; Mollusca; Bivalvia; Ostreida; Ostreidae.
AUGGGAAAAAUAAAGAGUGGCCUUGACCUAAUUCAGGAAGCCAUUAAUAACUCUGGCGGUUUGUUUGAAACGGACAGAAUGGAGAAUUUCAAAAAGCUGCACCUUCCUUGGAACUUUGGAAAACGGUAUAAUGUAAUAAAGGGGAAAGAAAACUCUUAUUAUAAUACACCGAGUUCAAAGAUUGAUGAAACAAUAGAUACUUACGACGAGGAAGAUCAACCCAGGCAACUUCGGCGCAACACAAGUCUGACGCGAUCUGUGAGGGACGUAGUAGGAACAUUGCGACAGAAAUUCAAAACAACAACAAAGAGACGAAUGAGAUUCAGUGACCAUGAAGAGAUUUCUUCACCAACCCAUUCAAAGAUAAGAAAACCUAAAAGGAGCAAAAGCAAUUCCAAAUUCCCAGCUACUCCUAAAAAUUCAAAGAGUACAGUUGUUUACAGAGAAGUGAAGUUGUACUCCCCUUUUGCAAUUGAAACCCCACCAGCUAAAACACCCCCUGGUAUAAGGACAUCAACACGUAGUCGUAUGCAAUUUCACCAGAUGGAGACUCCGACUCGACUGAGGAGGGAAGUUGAAUCUCUUACAGCCAAUAUGCAGGCUCUGGCCACACUCUCUCCUAAUGAGCUGCAGCAACGGGCAACCAGGCAACGUGGGAAAUCUCCGCUGACCAAUGGGAGUUUUCAAAGAACAGGAAUUAGAACAAGUCUGAGAUUACAGAAUCGUCAGAAGAUGGAAACAAACCUCCUGUGAAUCACUAUUCUGCUUUAGUUUUGGAGGAAGUCAUCUCAAUUAUGAAAUAUGCAUGCCUUUUUACUAAUUUGGACAUUAUGUAUAUUGCAUGUACUUCAGAAAUAUUUGAUAAUGUAAAAUUUUAAACUUUUAAAUUGUACUGCUACAUUAUCGUACAUGUACUGGGUAUAUGUGCUAUGUUAAUAUUAGUUAUUGGCAUUCUAUACAUGUAUAUGUAUGUUACUUCUUUUUUUUAUUUUGUACAUAUAAUCAUGUACUAUGUUACCUUAAUGACAACAUACUUGGAUAGUUGUGAAUUCCUUUCCCUUCUUGCUGUCUUUCUUUCACUGUGAUUUCAUCCACGCAAGCUGGAAAUUUUAGUAGUCAAGACAACUGGAAAAUGUGGUUUUGUCUGUUUCGUGUAAAAUUUUAUAGUUUUACAUGCAUAAAAUGUGCAAUUUUUUUUUUAUCUCAUUUUAUUUGUACAUGUAUUAACUUUAUAUAAACCCUCAUAGUUUUAGUGAUUUUAUGGAAAGCAGUGCUUUUUGGAAUUUUAAUUCAUUACUUACAUGUAGUAAUUGGAAGAACCUUCAGAAAUCAGAAGUAUUUGUCAGACUGCAAUGAAUCAAGAUAUGUGUUAGAACUUCAUUGUGGGUAUAUAAAAACCAAUAUUCUUUUAAAUUCAUUCUGUACCACUGAAUCCAUUGUAGGGGGCAUUUGUGAUAUGGGUGGAAAGAAUCAUUUUUUGAUAAAAUAAUGUUGGUGCUUUAAUUAUUUUCAAGGUUUGAUUUGAAUUUAGUGUAGAUUUUAUGUGUUUGCUGGUUUGUUGUAUUGUACAAUGAGAUUUCUAACACAGUACUCUUAGUCAAUUAAGACUACCUCAGGUCAAGAAGAGAUCCUUAAUAAUAAUACAAGUUAAAAGCUUUUAAAUGUGUUUCUUUAGAGAUUCAUGCGUAAUGUAUGUGUAUUUUGAAAUUCUAUUAAAGACGCAAAGCUACUAAACAAUCAA